CACACAGUCAAUACAUUGAGCCAGACUUGUGACUGUUCAAGGUAGCCAGGGGAAGACCAGCUUCAAUCUGCUCGUGAGUGAAGCCAAUGUUUUGUCGACGUUGAAGAGAACGGACUGGAUCACUCACUCUGGAUUUGAAUGGUUGCAACAACAAACAAAAACCCACUAGUCCUAUGAUGCUAUUUAUAUCUUAAUGCCUUAAAGGGUUGAUGCGCAGUCUCCUAUCAGGGCCGGCAUUGAAGAAAUCAAAUGCUGCCAGAUGGAACAGACUUGAGCCGUAAAUAAUUUUCUUUCUAAUCAUCCGUGAUCGCCGAACUCCUCCUGUCCUUGGGGAGUUUUGACCAACUCGUUUUGCCGUAGAAAGUGUUUUCGUGCCAACUGAUUUUGAGUGCCUGCCACAUUUUGUCCCUGUUUUGAGGCACCAACUUAGGUUCGGUCAUGCCACAGCCCAAUGUUAGUGGGAUGGAACCUGCCUUCGGAGAUGCUUUUCGAAGUUGCUGCCUCUACUCAUCCCUGGACCAGACUGUUGCCAGCCCAGAUAGCAGUCCAAACUCUGGCUUCCUGUAUGAGCAGGAACGUCAACUGGCUUAUACAAAUAGCUCCAGAAAUGAUCUGCUAAGUCUGAAUUUGUACAGAAGUCCCGUGAAAGAGAAUAUAGAGCUAUUGAGUGACUUGGUGGAUGAUGAACCAUCUGACAGCAACAGAUGUGAGCGAUGGGAUAUAUCAGCUUUAGAAGACUUUACCAAGUACACCAAAGUGGAUCUUUGGAAUGACAAGGAGUUGGACUUGUUGGGUUUGGACGAGCACGCAAGUCCUUAUCAAAACGAAGCCGAGAUCUUGCGAACACCAACAUUAGCUGAGCUGAACGCUGAUGACUCGCAGCUUGUUACUGACUCUUGGUGUCUCCUUCGACCUGUGAAGGAGGCUUCCCCAUUCUCUGGUAAACCUGACAGUGUCUGCAGAACUGCAGGACACCCUAAAAAAGGUAACUGCAUGGAUCCUUUAAUAGAUUCUGACUUCCAGGCAGAGAGCACUGCUUUUCUUCAGAAGGGGGAAGACCAGCAAGGCCAUUUGAGAAGCAGCAGGUCCUGUGUCAAUGCAGCGAACAUCAGAAAUCCUGAAAUACCAUCGAACUCCGGAAACAAUGACCUCAGUGACCAAACCAGCAACUCCACAGCGUCUGUAGAUUCUGCAUCAAACCCAGAAGAAGGUGCAAUUCAUAACAAAAUAGGAUCAAGUUCUUGGAAGCAUCAAAGACGGUUAGCGACCACCGAGCUGGGGGAUAUGGGUGCAGAGAAACCCGACUUCAAUAAGGGGGACGGUCGUGUGUGUACCCACCUAACUGCGUUCCCCAUCUGGUCUGCCCAGCAGGCAAGUGGGGGGCAAAGCCCUGAAGCUGGAAUUGAACUGAAGAACCACGAGCACAACUACUCUCUCUUCAGCGCUGAAGGUCUGGGAUUGCACGCGAAUGAAGAGAGGCUGGAGCCGGAAAACGGGUCGGACAGUGAGCAGGAUGACAGUGAGAAUGAAGACGAUGAGGAGGAAGAUGAUGAUGAAGAUAAAGAUGACUUCAGCGACUACCUUUCCGAAGCCGGUAGGUUGAGUGGAUAA
Molecule: messenger RNA, 1611 nt
Organism: Rhincodon typus (whale shark)
Lineage: Eukaryota; Metazoa; Chordata; Chondrichthyes; Orectolobiformes; Rhincodontidae
Product: CREB3 regulatory factor-like
Exons: 5
Coding region: 439-1611 (390 amino acids)
Biological process (GO): response to unfolded protein; regulation of transcription by RNA polymerase II
Cellular component (GO): nucleus
Molecular function (GO): DNA-binding transcription factor activity, RNA polymerase II-specific; RNA polymerase II transcription regulatory region sequence-specific DNA binding
Source: RefSeq, a predicted model, not a curated record